AGCGAUCAAAUGGAAUAACUGGCGUUUACGUUAUUCGAAUAAACUUAACCUCGCUGUAUAUGUGCAGAACAACAUGCAAACUGUACUAACAAGUCUAUUACGAACAAAAAUACAAUUUUAUAAAUAUUUAAAACCUCGUACAAAUGUAGUAACAUAUUCUCAAUUAAGACAAAUUACGAUGUUUCCAAAUAACAAUCAAAAACAAUUUAAUGACGAUGAAAAUAUUGAAAACGAGUCACAUAACCUAGUCGGUUCGCUUAGUACCACUCAUAAAGUUUUUGAAGAUGAAAAUGCAGAAAUUAUUUUUGAUGUCAGUGAAAAACAAGAAAUGAUUAAUUUAGAAGAUUUAAGAAUUGAGGAAGAACCUCACGAUCCUUAUGAAGGAAUAAAUUUAAAACGUGGCGUAAACGGUGUGUUUGAAAUAGAAGAUCUUAUAUCAUUAUUACAAAAAAGUAAUGCCAAAAAUAUCUUUGUUACUUCUGUACCCUCUGAAUUACAAUAUGUUGAUUACGUAGUUAUAGUAACAGGUAGAUCAAAGAAGCACAUGCAGUCACUUGCUAAUUUUAUCCGGAAAGUGUAUAAAUUAAAAAAGAACAAAACAGAUUUCUUGCCAAAAAUUGAAGGAGAAGAUUCAAAAGAUUGGCUUGCUUUAGAUUUAGGAAAUAUUGUAUUGCAUAUUUUUUCAAGUUUUGCUAGAUCAUUAUAUGAUUUAGAAACAUUGUGGUCAGUUGGGCCUGAUUAUGACGAUAAAAGUAGAGGUUCUACUGACGAAGACAUUAUGGAACAAUAUAAUACGUUUUUAUCUGAUUUAGAACCAAUUGAGAAUAAUGGUGAUGAUAAAAAGAGUGAAAUGUAUAGACAAUAAAUAUAAAAGUUAUCUAAAUGAUAUAUGUUAUUUUUUAUGCACUAAGAUAUGAUCCUUAUUAAAUAAAUCCCAUACAAAAAGUAAAAUAAAAUUCUAAAA
Bombus impatiens (common eastern bumble bee) is the source of this 964-nucleotide messenger RNA. RefSeq names its product mitochondrial assembly of ribosomal large subunit protein 1 (gene RsfS312). Gene Ontology annotation, biological process: negative regulation of ribosome biogenesis; negative regulation of translation. The transcript is spliced from 3 exons. Gene Ontology annotation, molecular function: ribosomal large subunit binding. NCBI's taxonomy places the organism in Eukaryota, Metazoa, Arthropoda, Insecta, Hymenoptera, Apidae. The coding region runs from base 74 to 865 and encodes 263 amino acids. Gene Ontology annotation, cellular component: mitochondrion. The record is from RefSeq and is a predicted model, not a curated record.